AUGGGCAUCGUUCGUAGCCGUCUGCACAAGCGCAAGAUCACCGGUGGAAAGACGAAGAUCCACCGGAAGCGCAUGAAGGCUGAGCUCGGCCGCCUCCCGGCAAACACGAAGCUUGGCCCGCGCCGUGUGAGUCCCGUCCGCGCUCGUGGCGGCAACUUCAAGCUGCGCGGCCUCCGCCUGGACACCGGCAACUUCGCGUGGGGCACUGAGGCUGUCGCCCAGCGCGCGCGUAUCUUGGACGUUGUGUACAACGCCACCUCGAACGAGCUGGUGCGUACCAAGACGCUGGUGAAGAACUGCAUCGUCGUCGUGGACGCUGCACCCUUCAAGCUGUGGUACGCCAAGCACUACGGCAUCGACAUCGACGCCGCGAGGGGCAAGAAGGCCGCGCAGAAGACGACCGACAAGAAGAAGUCCAAGAAGGGCGCGCACGUCAUGACGGAGAAGUACGACGUGAAGAAGGCCUCCAACGAGCUGAAGCGCAAGUGGGUGUACCGCCGCCAGCACCACAAGAUUGAGAAGGCGGUGGCCGACCAGCUCAAGGAGGGCCGCCUGCUCGCCCGUCUCACCAGCCGUCCCGGUCAGACUGCACGCGCCGACGGUGCACUCCUGGAGGGCGCUGAGCUGCAGUUCUACCUGAAGAAGCUCGAGAAGAAGAAGCGGUAG
This is a messenger RNA of Trypanosoma grayi, 666 nucleotides long. RefSeq names its product 40S ribosomal protein S8. Gene Ontology annotation, cellular component: cytosolic small ribosomal subunit; ribosome. Gene Ontology annotation, molecular function: structural constituent of ribosome. Gene Ontology annotation, biological process: maturation of SSU-rRNA from tricistronic rRNA transcript (SSU-rRNA, 5.8S rRNA, LSU-rRNA); translation. NCBI's taxonomy places the organism in Eukaryota, Euglenozoa, Kinetoplastea, Trypanosomatida, Trypanosomatidae. The transcript has a single exon. The coding region runs from base 1 to 666 and encodes 221 amino acids. The record is from RefSeq and is a predicted model, not a curated record.